Durio zibethinus is the source of this 1506-nucleotide messenger RNA. Its product is annotated as E3 ubiquitin-protein ligase RZF1-like. Gene Ontology annotation, cellular component: cytoplasm. The record is from RefSeq and is a predicted model, not a curated record. Lineage: Eukaryota; Viridiplantae; Streptophyta; Magnoliopsida; Malvales; Malvaceae. Gene Ontology annotation, molecular function: ubiquitin protein ligase activity. Gene Ontology annotation, biological process: protein ubiquitination.
AUCCCUUUUCACAAAACCUUUCUCAUCCUUUCCUUUGCAUGGACGAUAACAAUGUGAACAGAGAGAGCCUGGAAAGCCAAACUAACAUCUUUACAGAGAAACAUUAGCAUAAAAGAAAGCGAAACCCAGAAAGAAAGAAUUACUUUAUACAAUCCUAGAAAGCGAUACUUUUCUGCUAAUCUUGGUUCAUGUAUCAGUGUAUGUUAUUUCCAAUAUAAUGAUUUCUUAACCAAAUUCAAGACAAAAAAAAAAAAAAUCUAAAAACCAUAAGGAGAUUAUGUCUCUAAGACUACCUAGCGCCCCAGGGAGGAACUACCAGCUUUACUGGUGCUACCAGUGCCAUCAAUCUGUCCGGAUUGCCUCUACAAAUCCUUCAGAGAUCAUCUGCCCUCGAUGUUUUGGGCAGUUUGUUUGUGAGAUGGAAAUCAGCCGGCCAAGGAUGGUUGUUGAUUUCACUGCUUUUGAUCCCUCCCCUGAAGCUCGUUUGUUUGAAGCACUCUCACUUAUUAUGGAUCCUCCAAUCAGGCUAUUUAAUCGUGAUAAUUCUGAUUAUCAAGAACCUCUAGGCUGGCCUUUGUUCAGGCAUCGGAACAAUUUACUAGACUAUGAAUCUGAAAAUAGGCCCCGCGAGCGUCUUCAUAGGAGUAGAAGCCGUAGUUCUGAUGGAAGUGAAAAUAGAGAACAACAACCUGAAGCUCUACGUCGUCCUAGGACUUGGAUUAUUGUUAGACGUGUGGGUCCUUUUGGUUCAGGCAUAGCUGAACCAACUUUGCCGCAAGAAAACCCUGCACGCCCUGGUCUUGAUCCAAGAAACUUCUUUUUCGGACCAGGACUAAAUGAGUUGAUUGAGCAACUAACACAAAAUGACAGUCCAGGGGUACCUCCUGCUCCAGAGUCAAGAAUCGAUGCAAUUCCAACUGUGAAGAUCACGGGAACGCAUUUGAGCAACGGCUCCCAAUGUCCAGUUUGUAAGGAGGAAUUCGAGGUUGGUGGAGAGGCAAGGAAGCUGCCUUGUAACCAUAUAUUCCACAGUGACUGCAUUGUGCCAUGGUUAAGGCUUCACAAUUCUUGUCCUGUUUGCCGCCAAGAGUUGCCCGUUAGCUGUGAUGAAUAAUCUAGCAGUGAGUAUUUCUCUGAACCUGAUAUUUUUUCCAGAGAUGGCGGAAGAUGUUGGGGGCUUAGGCAGCUGGCUAGUAAUUUGUUGGUAUCAGAGAAUUAAUCAAAGUGACAGAAUUGGUUCUUCUAGUUAUGAAAAUUGAUUUUAAGUGAUUACAUAUUAUCAAUAUGAAUAAGAUUGCUAUCUGUUGGCAAGUUCAUCAGUACAAUUGAUAUAGAUUCGCUUCCUUUUAUCCAAAAAAACGCCUGGAUUUAUUUAAUUUUGAGAUACUCUUUAAUUUUUCCAGAAGUUGAAUCAAGGUUACACUGUUGCUGUAUUCUUUAACCUUUAUGUGCAGCUGUUCUUGGUUAUCCCAAAAAUUCAUGUGAACUUUGUUGCAAAACAUGUUU